GUGUGUCAGUGUCCGGAGCUGCUCGGAGAUGGCGGCUGUGAUGCACCGGCUUCUGCGCGGCUCCCCCCGGGGAGUAGUCUCGGCUUCGUACAGCAGCACGGCCCGGGAUGGAGCUCCGGUCCCCGCUCCCGCAGCCUCCGCUGUCCCGCCCGUCCAGCCCUCCCCACCCCCUACCUCUAACCCUGCGCAGCCCAAUGCCCCUACCCUCGGCGGCCGCCGGUUCUCCUCCUCAUCCACCGCCCCCAAGAUCGACAACAAAACCUUCUUGUGGUCCCGGUACGGGGAGAUGAAGAAGCUGGUGCAAGACCUCUUACCUCCUGGGGUGUGCAACCUUCUGAAUUCGUCUACCAUCUACGCCAACAAUGAAGUGUGUCUCGGAGACAUAGAGAUUUACGGCUUUGACUACGACUAUACUUUGGCGCUGUAUUCGAACGCCCUGCACUCCAUGAUCUUCAACACUGCCAGGGACAUCCUGGUGGAACAGUACAAGUACCCUGCAGGAAUUUUGAAGUACGACUAUCUGCCCAACUUUGCAGUCAGAGGUCUGCACUACGACAUCAAUAAGGGACUUCUUAUGAAGAUAGAUGCCUACCACUAUAUCGAGCUGGGCACAGUGUACAGGGGCCUCAAGCCGGUCCCAGAUGAGGAGGUGAUGGAGCUGUACAAUGGAACAAACCACAUCCCGCUUCACCAGGUCAGCGGGUUUUACGGCAAGGGCCCUGCGGUUAAACAGUACAUGGACAUCUUCUCUCUGCCGGAGAUGAACCUCUUGGCCGUGGCCAAUGACUUUUUCAUCAGCAACCAUAUAGACUAUGAUCCUGUCCAUCUCUACAAGGAUGUCACAGAUGCAAUCCGGGAUGUUCACAUUAAGGGAUUUAUGUACAAGUGGAUCAUGGCGGAUCUUGAAAAAUACAUCCUCCGUGGGGACGAGACGUAUGCUGUCCUGCACCGCUUAGCCCUUCACGGCAGAAAGCUUUUCCUCAUCACGAACAGUCCUUUUAGUUUUGUCGACAAAGGAAUGAAGUACAUGGUGGGCAAGGACUGGAGGGACUUCUUUGAUGUUGUGAUUGUUCAAGCUGAUAAACCCAAUUUCUUCAAUGACUGCAUUAAACCUUUCCGCCGAGUGGAUGGAAACGGAGACCUGAAGUGGGACCGGAUUACUAAACUGGAAAAAGGGGAAGUCUACAAACAGGGUAACUUGUUUGACUUCCUUCGACUAACAGGCUGGCGUGGCUCCAAAGUGUUUUAUUUCGGCGACCACCUGUACAGUGACCUGGCAGACCUGAUGCUGCGUCACGGAUGGAGGACCGGAGCCAUUGUGCCGGAGCUGGAGAGUGAAACCAGGAUUGUCAAUACGGAGCAGUACUCCCAGUCCUUGACGUGGAUGCAGGCGCUAACCGGACUGCUGGAGCGUAUGCAGAAUUUCCGUGACCCAGAGUCUCAGCAGAUUCUACAAGACUGGAUGAGGGAGAGGCAGGAGCUCAGAGCCGUGACCAAGAACCUCUUCAACCCCCAAUUCGGUAGCAUCUUCCGCACCUGCCACAACCCCACCUACUUCUCCAGACGUCUCUGCCGUUUCUCUGACUUGUACAUGGCCUCGAUCAGCUGCCUCCUGAACUAUGACCUGAACUACACCUUCUUCCCCCGCCGCACCCCGCUACAGCACGAGGCGCCCCUCUGGAUGGACCAGCUCUGCACUGGCUGCAUGAAGACUCCCUUCCUAGAAGAAAUGGCCCACAUCCGCUAGAUGCGGCAUCGCCCUAACUAGUCCUAGAACUUGACAUUCUAAGCAAACUCAAGACUAACAAUUUUAUUUUAUUUUUAACUUUUUUUUUUCCAGUGCCGUUUGCACACAGAAGUGUACAGGGUCUACUGGGAAACGCAGAAGAUGCAUUUUUCUUAGUACUUUUAUAAAUAAGCUGGGUAACAGGGUGUACUAAGGUUUUCGAAAGAUCUAUUCCUCUAGUCCGAUAAGGCUCUUUACUCCUUCUUAAUCUUAAUCUGGCUCAUCAGGGUCCGGAUAUUAUGCUGCUGCCCUUGAUAUAAUGUUAGGUCAAAUAGGAGCGGGAUUUUUUUUUUUUUUCCUUUUAAUUUUACUGCCACACUGUCGUACGAUAUGCCGCAGCGUGGAGGUUGAAGACAUCUGGAUUCGAGCUUUGAUACUGAAGAGCUGCACAUGUUCAUAGGGAAGUGUGACAUUUUUUUUGUAUUUAGGAAUCUACCAUCUGUCGUCCGGCAUCUGCUCUUCCGUUUGCCACCUCUGAGGCCUCGUCAUCAGUUCUAUGACUGCCAAACGCUGAUCGAUUAGAGGGUCAGAGCCCGUGGCCGCAAUGUUGCAGAUGUUUAACAAACUUUAUAUUGCAAAAAGCUUAGUGAAGGGGGGUAAUUUGGGGACAAGGGAAUUGUUUUCAUGAUGGACUACAGAACAAUUUUAAAAGUUGCAGAAAACGCACAAUUUUCUUUUUAAAUGUAACAGAAUUUCUCUAAAAAAACAAAUAAAAACAAAAAAAAAAACAGU
Hyla sarda is the source of this 2518-nucleotide messenger RNA. RefSeq names its product 5'-nucleotidase domain-containing protein 2-like. The transcript has 14 exons. NCBI's taxonomy places the organism in Eukaryota, Metazoa, Chordata, Amphibia, Anura, Hylidae. The coding region runs from base 29 to 1747 and encodes 572 amino acids. The record is from RefSeq and is a predicted model, not a curated record. Gene Ontology annotation, molecular function: 5'-nucleotidase activity.